This is a messenger RNA of Phoenix dactylifera (date palm), 1766 nucleotides long. Its product is annotated as tryptophan N-monooxygenase CYP79A68-like. The record is from RefSeq and is a predicted model, not a curated record. Gene Ontology annotation, molecular function: heme binding; iron ion binding; oxidoreductase activity, acting on paired donors, with incorporation or reduction of molecular oxygen. Lineage: Eukaryota; Viridiplantae; Streptophyta; Magnoliopsida; Arecales; Arecaceae.
AUGGGCAUGCCUUCUAUGAGCCAAUUCACUGUCGAGACCCUCCUCAGCCCCACCCUCCUCUUCCUCACCUUUCUAUUCUUCUUUUUUCUUCUCCACCCCUCCGUCCAAACCAUACUUACGAGUUUCAAGGAUUGUCGUCUUCCUCCAGGUUCGACAUCUUGGACAAUAUUUGGUAGCCUCCUCACAAUGCUCCGCCAUAAGCCUCACUUCCGUUGGAUCUUAAAAAUUGCUGAGGGAAAGGACAUCACAUGCAUCCGCCUUGGCAGUACUCAUGUCAUUGUUGUGAACUCUCCAGAGCUUAGCCGUGAGUUUCUUAAAAAACAAGAUGCAAAUUUUGCAUCAAGGCCGCUAACCAUGGCCACUGAGUACUCUGGUCGGAAUUUUCUCUCGGUUGUCAUCGCUCCUUGGGGUGAGCAAUGGAAAAAAAUGAGAAGGGUGGUGGCAUCAGAGAUCCUCAACACUUCAAGGCUCCAUUGGCAAUCAAAGUUACGCACUGAGGAGAUCGACCAUAUUGUCAAGUAUAUACAUAACCAAUGCGAGAAAUUGGAGGAACCCGUUAUCAAUGUUAGGCUUGCAACACGAUACUACACUGGCAACACUAUAAGGAGGAUGAUAUUUGGAGUAAGGCAUUUUGGCGAGGGUGGAGAGUAUGGAGGACCGGGCAAGGAGGAGCUGGAGCAUGUGGAUGCGGCAUUCAAGGUGCUAUCUUUUAUCUAUGCCUUUUGUGCAUCAGAUUUUAUGCCAUGGUUGAGGUGGUUGGACAUUGAUGGGCAUGAAAGGAACAUGAAGGAGGCCAUAAGGGUGAUAAACAAAUAUCACGAUCCUAUUAUUGAGGAAAGGAUGCAAAAGUGGAGAGGUGAGAAGGAGAAAGAGGUUAAAGGGGCUAAGAGGGAAGUGGAGGACCUCCUUGAUGUUUUCAUUUCAUUGAAAGAUAACAAAGGGAGACCUUUGCUGACAAUGGAGGAGGUCAAGGCUCAAUGUCAGGAACUAGUCUUUGCAACUGUAGACAACCCAUCCAAUAUAGCCGAAUGGUCAUUGGCCGAGCUACUGAAUCGACCUGAGAUCCUUCAGAAAGCCAUGGAAGAGUUGGACCGAGUGGUUGGAAAGGACAGGCUGCUCCAAGAGUCUGACCUCCCCCAACUUCCUUACCUCAGGGCAUGUGCUCGUGAAGGCCUUCGUCUCCACCCCGUGGCCCCCUUCAAUCUGCCGCAUGUCGCCUUGGCUGAUGCCACUGUUGCCAAUUACUUUAUCCCAAAGGGGAGCCAAGUUCUGCUGAAUCGAGUUGGGCUGGGCCGAAACGAAAAGGUCUGGGAUGACGCACCCCGAUUCAACCCAGACCGGCACUUGAAGAAUGGGUCAACUGAUGUUGGGCUUGCUGAACCAGACCUACUAUUCAUCUCAUUCGGUACGGGCCGUCGUGGGUGCAUGGGGGGUUCUUUAGGAAGCGUCAUGACUUAUAUGCUACUAGGUAGGCUUCUUCAGGCAUUUGAUUGGAGCUUGGCACCGGGGGAGCUUGGUGUGGACCUCUCAGAGGAUAAUAGAAGCCUUUUUAUGGCCAGACCUUUUCAUGCUUGUGCUAAGCCACGACUGUCAUUUUUAGCAAACUUAUAAGUCCAAAAGAUCAGUCCCAUUGGCUCAACCCAGAUCAUUGUCAAACUUGAGAAUAAUCAAUAAAUGUAUUUCAAAAUUGGUUUACUUAGUCAUAUAACGAGCACAUUUUUUUCAAAGCACCUCUAAGAUACGUACCCUGAGUCGGAAGCACCUUU